Molecule: messenger RNA, 1384 nt
Organism: Perca flavescens (yellow perch)
Lineage: Eukaryota; Metazoa; Chordata; Actinopteri; Perciformes; Percidae
Product: gastrula zinc finger protein XlCGF57.1-like
Exons: 1
Coding region: 116-1384 (422 amino acids)
Source: RefSeq, a predicted model, not a curated record
CAGAGAACCUCAGUCAGCUUUAAACUCUCUGAAAAAUGAUUCAAGAUGUAAGAAAACAUUCAGCUGCUCAGAGUGUGGGAGGAGAUUUGACCACAAGGGAAGUCUGAAUAGACACAUGAUAACUCAUACAGGAGAGAAACUUUUCAGCUGCUCAGUCUGUAAGAAAGGUUUUACACAGAGUGGAAGUUUAAAAAAACACAUGAGAAUCCACACAGGAGAGAAGCCUUUCAGCUGCUCUGAGUGUGGUAAAGCGUUCACUGAAAAUGGACAACUGAAGACACACAUGAGAACUCAUACGGGAGAGAACCAAUUUAACUGCAGUGUGAAUGGUUCAAGAUGUAAUGCUGAUGAGAAAACCUUUAGCUGCUCGGAGUGUGGUAAAAUAUUUGGAACCAAGGGAAGUCUGAAGAAUCACAUGAUAAAUCACAUAGGAGAAAAAGCUUUCAGCUGCUCCAUCUGUAAGAAAUCUUUUACACGGAGUGGAAAUUUACAGACACACAUGAGAAUCCACACAGGAGAGAAGCCUUUUAGCUGCAGUGUAUGUCACAAAACAUUUGCCUGGCAUUCGCCAUUCAAAACACACAAAUGUCAACGGUCCUCACAGCUUCAUCAGGGUCAGAGUGAGGAGAACAGCGAGGCAGAGCCUCAGUCAGGUUUAAACUCUUCAAAAAAUCAGUCAAGAUGUAGUGCAGAUGAGAAACAAUUUAGUUGCUCUGAUUGUAAGAAAAGAUUCGGAACCAAGGGAAGCCUGACGAGACACAUGAUAACUCAUACAGGAGAGAAACCUUUCAGCUGCUCGGUCUGUAAGAAGUCUUUUGCACGGAGUGGACAUUUACAGACACACAUGAGAAUCCACACAGGGGAUAAGCCUUUCAGCUGCUCAGUGUGUGGUAAAGCUUUCACUGAAAGUGGACAACUGAAAAGACACACAAGAACUCACACAGGGGAGAAGCAGUACAGCUGCAGUGUUUGUGACCAAAGAUUCACUUGUCCUCGGCAGCUCAAAAAACAUAAAUGUGUUGGUCGUAAGGCGUCACAGCUUCAUCAGAGUCAAACUGAGGAGAACAGAGAGGCUGAUCCUCCAGCCAGCAGAGAAACUCAACACAUGGAAACAGAAGCUGAUGGAGAGGAUUCUGGAGGACCAGAACAUCCACAUCCACUUUUACAACCAGAUACAGGAGAUAGUGUUGUUAGUGAUUCUUGGAAGGAGACCAGAGAAUGUCCUCAAGGUUUUAACUCUCUGGAACCUGGUGCAUGUAAUACUCACAAGAAAUCAUUCAGCCUCUCUGAGUAUGGGGAAAUAUUUGGCAAGAUUUGGUGUGUGAAAAGACGCGUGAGAAUCCACACAGGAGAGAAUCCAUUCAGCGGCUCAGGUUUGUUUUAG